Molecule: messenger RNA, 663 nt
Organism: Entrophospora sp. SA101
Lineage: Eukaryota; Fungi; Glomeromycota; Glomeromycetes; Entrophosporales; Entrophosporaceae
Source: the annotation of a GenBank genome assembly
AUGGGUUAUUGUGACAUUGUAGAAACUGUUGAAAUUGGUGGUGAUAGAGUCACCGUUUUUAGACAAGAAAAUGAAACAACUAAAACAGCUACAAUAAUUAUUCGUGGAGCUACACAAAAUCAUUUGGAUGAUAUUGAGAGAGCUAUUGAUGGCGGUAUUAAUAUAGUUAAAGCCAUUGGCAGAGAUAAUCGUUUAGUUCCUGGUGCUGGCGCAACUGAAAUGGAAUUGCUUAAACAAUUAGUCACAUUUGAAAUUUUUCCAAGAACAAUAGCAGAAAAUUCUGGAUUAGAUGCUACAAAAGUUUUAGCAAAACUUUAUUCCAUUCAUUAUAAUGCUGAUAUUGCUGCUGGUACUACUACCACUAAGAUAACAAAAGGAAGUGAUACAACAAUAGAUGAUGUUGAAGGUUGUAAAGACGAAUCACAAGAUGCUAAAAAUUAUAAUCGAUUGAUAGGUGUAGACAUUGAAAAUGAAGAAGAUGGUGGAGGUGUUUGUAAUGUCGUGGAGAAAGGAAUUUUAGAUUGCUAUGCUAGUAAGUUGUGGGCCAUUAAAUUUGCUACUGAUGCUGCUUUAACUGUGUUAAGAGUUGAUCAGAUUAUCAUGAGUAAACCAGCUGGUGGACCUAAAGCACCAAAACAAAAUCCUAAUUGGGACGAAGAUUAA